This is a messenger RNA of Triticum turgidum subsp. durum (durum wheat), 825 nucleotides long. The record is from the annotation of a GenBank genome assembly. NCBI's taxonomy places the organism in Eukaryota, Viridiplantae, Streptophyta, Magnoliopsida, Poales, Poaceae.
AUGGAGCAUAUCGCGAGGUUCUUCUUCGGGGUCUCUGGCAAUGUUAUCGCUCUGUUCCUCUUCCUGUCGCCGGUCGUCACCUUCUGGAGGAUCAUCAAGAGGAAGUCGACGGAGGACUUCUCCGGCGUGCCAUACAACAUGACGCUGCUCAACUGCCUCCUAUCCGCAUGGUACGGGCUGCCGUUCGUGUCCCCGAACAACAUCCUGGUGACGACGAUCAACGGCGCGGGGUCGGUGAUCGAGGCCAUCUACGUGGUCAUCUUCCUCAUCUUCGCGGAGCGCAAGGCCAAGAUCCGGAUGCUGGGCCUCCUCAGCGUGGUCACCACCAUCUUCGCCACGGUGGUGCUGGUGUCGCUGCUGGCGCUGCACGGCAGGGCCCGCACCGUCUUCUGCGGCCUCGCCGCCACCGUCUUCUCCAUCUGCAUGUACGCCUCGCCGCUCUCCAUCAUGAGGUUGGUGAUCAAGACCAAGAGCGUGGAGUACAUGCCGUUCCUGCUGUCCCUGUCCGUGUUCCUCUGCGGCACCUCCUGGUUCAUCUACGGCCUGCUCGGCCUCGACCCCUUCAUCUACAUCCCCAACGGGUGCGGGAGCUUCCUGGGCCUGAUGCAGCUCAUCCUCUACGCCAUCUACCGGAAGAACAAGGGCCCCGCCGCCGGCGCCGUGCCGGCCGGCAAAGGGGAGGACGCCGGCGACGAGGCCGACGAGGUGGAGGACGCCAAGAAGGCGGCCGCCGCGGUGGAGAUGGGCGAGGCCAAGAUCAAGGUCGCCGACACCGCCGUCGACGUCGACGAGCAGUCCGUCGACAAGGUCGCCGCCCAGGUGUAG